Molecule: messenger RNA, 7073 nt
Organism: Poeciliopsis prolifica (blackstripe livebearer)
Lineage: Eukaryota; Metazoa; Chordata; Actinopteri; Cyprinodontiformes; Poeciliidae
Product: raftlin-like
Exons: 10
Coding region: 559-2604 (681 amino acids)
Source: RefSeq, a predicted model, not a curated record
CGUGUGGAACCAGAGCGGCUGCCGGAGAGACAGACGCAGAGAGAGGCUGCUCAGAGCAGACGCCGGGUCAGAGCGCUCAGUUUGCUUCAGACAAUCACAGGGCAGAGAGACGAGUGCACAGGAAAAAGAGGUAGAACACCACAGAGAGAUAGGCUGGAGAGAGGGAGAGAGAGACAAGAGGGAGGUAAAUAUGUGACAGGAUGUGGUUUCCCUGAGCUUGCACAACAUACUUUGAGCAUGACCUAAACGCACCGAGUGUACAAGUGUGUUUGAGCUCCGUUAGGUGCUGAAGAGGGGGGGAAACGAAGCCAACCGCUGGAGCUGUUGUUUCUGCUUGUUUCUCAGACGGAGGAUUGUGUUUUCCCUUCAGAGAGCCCGCUCCUUCACAACCUCCGUCAGCUUGUUGGACAGCACUCUGAAGCAGUGUUCUUGUCUUUCACACCUCUAAAGUAGAAUGAGAUAUUUUGACGGGAGCUCUGGAUUUGUCUCCAAGCAGUGAACUUCUCAACCAGAUAGUGAAACAGCAGGAUCUGCAUAGGACUGACAAACUGUGGAGCCAUGGGCUGCGGACUGCGAAAGAUGAAACCGGCGUCAGAUGAGAACAGUCCGGGAAAGAUUUACUCCACUCUCAAGAGACCACAAGUGGAGACCAAGGUGGGCGUGGCCUAUACAUACCGGUACCUGGACUUCCUGAUUGGCAAAGACGGUGGGACCUCUACACUGCGUCUCUCAUCGGUGCGAGAGCUGCCCGAUCAGCUGCAGGAGCUUUACCAGCAGGGUUUUGUCCUUGCGGCCGUCCAUCCAUUUAUCCAUCCCUGUGGUCCACAGUCCAACAGCCCGCAGCACCAGCUCUACCGGGCCAUACUUGUCCGAAUCAAUGACGGGGUGGAAAGGAGCCAGCCAGUCUGCCCACCAAACAAGCUACUGCUGGAAGAGUGCCUGUCUGCGGAGCAGGUGCCCACUCCCGAGCUCAUCCAGGGCUACGUAAAGAAGCAGAUGCAGGAUUUCGCUGACCAGGGGAUGAUGUUUGUGGGAUUUGUCCAGGAGCCAUACGGAGCGCCUUGCACCCGGAUCAGAGAACCAGAGACCCCCUCCUUGUCUCUGCACUCCAGCCCCAGUUCUGUCCUUGGCUCCCUGGGCAGCUGCAGCCCAUCAAACCCCUCAAGCCCCAGAAACCAGCCAGAUCCUGGAGCAAAAAGUGACAGUACGGACAAGGAGGGGAACAUGCAAGCAUCCCGACUGGAUAGGGAGAAAAAUGAAAGUGAGAUCAACAGUGAAAAUCACUCAGGUUCUGGCGCAGGGGGCAUUCGGGACGACAUCUCACCAGCAGCAUCUCCAUCAUCAGAGGGAGACCUGGAGAACAGCGAGGUUCUGGCCGAGGAGGACUCGUCGUACCACAAUAACAACAAAGACAUCAUCGGAGACAGAAAGGAGAGGCCAAGAUACAGGAGAGGCGAUGGAGUGGAACUGCUGGCUUUGUACAACAACCCGCCGCUCCGAGAAGGCCAGGUGAAAUACUACACUGUCAAAGUGCCUCUGCGAGUUCAAAGCUAUGAAGAAGGCAUCAAAGGUGUGGAGGCCAACUGGUUGGAUCACAUGACCCAACACUUCAACAAUGGCGCGUCGCUCAUUGACGGAUAUUUCUACCUGGGCAACGGGAACGAUCUACUGCCUAAAACAGUGGAAAGCGUCUUCAUCUUCCAAGAGGCGAGCGAGGGUGAGCCAAACGCUGCUGCACCAACGUAUGAUGCCAUUGUAGUGGAACAGUGGACCAUUAUUGAUGGUUUGCAGGUGAAGACUGAUUACGUUCCUCUACUUCAGUCACUGGCCACAUAUGGAUGGAGACUCACAUGCGUGCUGCCGACUCCUGUAAUCAGGACUAACAGCGAUGGAAGUCUGUCCACCAAGCAGAUCGUUUUCCUGCAGAGACCGGUCAUUAGCCGGAAGAAGAGGGAAUCCAAGAAACUAAUCUUCAAGGCCCGAAGCAAGUCCAACAAAAACUGCAUCAAGGACGUGGCGAAGAACAAGAAGAAAAAGACAAUAAUUGAGAAGGAUUCUGAGGAUCUGAAGAUCGUUGAUGACAGAGAGAAAUUUGGCAAGGAAGAGGAAAAGACUGUGACUGGAAGUACAAAUGCAGCACAGGUGGAGGUAGCAGGCGAAUCUAAGAAAGAGAGGAAGAUAAAGUGUGAAGAAGAUAAACAGGCUGAUGCAGGGAUGUUAAGCAGCAUCGAAGAAGUCACACGGGAAGAUGAACCAGAGAAAAGUAAAGACAAAGUAGCAGAAAACUGCACUGAGGAGACAGAAAGCAAGGCUCCAGGUGGAGAGGGAUCAGAAGAAAAUGGAGAGCCAUCAGGAAAGGGGGAGGUCGAGGAGGUCAAUGAAACAGUUGUGACUGUAGAAAAACAGAGUGAGACCAAAGAAAAGGAGCUUGAGGGCACUUUGAAAGUUGAAUCCGUGAUAGAAAAUGGGAUUGAGACAGAUGAAGAGAAAGAUGACGGUGAAGAGAAUGAAAUCAAAACAGGGGAACCAGUGGAGGUUAUCGCAAAGGAGACUGUGGCAGAUCCAGCAGCCACAGACCCAAACCCAGUGGAGGCUCAGGAGUAGCACCAUGCAAGUCGAGCUUUUCCCCAUCAUACCUCUUAAAUUCCCUCUCUUUAAAACUGAUUCCUGAAUCCAAAUUGAAGUGGGAAGGUGGGGAAAGGUUAUUCUGCAUUGCUGCAGGAUCAUCCAAACCCCCCAUCUCUCAUAUGAGUCCCUGAUAAACCUGCAACAGUGUAGCUAAACAAAAGAAGACCAUGACAUCAGUUCUAUUGUAUAACCACAGAUACUGAAUGUAUUUAACAACAGGGGAUGCUUCUGCAGGCAGGUCCAUGUGGAGUCCAAACACUGAAUGGAUAAAGGCAGAGGAUCAGAAGGAAAGCAGUGAGAUGAAAAACCUCAAAAAGACUUGGUCACAGUUCCAGUAAGAGUGGCAGAUAAACCAGAGCUGCUUUGUUCACUAAACACUCACUAUUUACUAUAGAUGGCUUAAGCUUUAGCUUUAGCUAGUAAACAGUCACUGCAGCUUGAGGUUUUAAAAACAUGAAAUAUAUACAAAAGUAUUUGGAUAAAAUCGGAAAUUAAUUUAUCGAGUUAGAUGGCAUUUUAUGAAGCUCAUCUGAGAUUUAUUUUUAAGUUUUCUUCUAUUAUUUUGUUUUUUGACCAACAUUAGGUUGUUCCAACCAUCUUCAUGAACCCUUAUGACGGAGCUAAUUACAAUAACUUUUCAUAUUUAUAAUUAGAGAAAAUAAAUUUUGCUAUAUGACUUUCUAGAGUGAGCAGGUUUUCUGGUUGUGUCAGUUCUUUGUAAGGAAAUCACCUCCUUAGAUAGUUUGCUCUAAAAUCUUGGCAAGACCCAGGUCUAUUUCCUCAACAUUAAAUGUAAUAUUUUAAUGUUCUUGCAGGUCAUUCCUUGUUACAUUCUGAUCCGGGAGGCAGAGGAAAUUUAUAGGAGCGCGCUGUUAGAGGUGAUGCGAAAAGCAUUUGUUGCGACAGGCAAUCCAAAGCAGGCUGUGGAGAUCAUUGUUUACGCUGAGCUCUAAGCCGUCAAGUGCUUCAAAGAGAGCCGAUAAUCACUCUUUGGUAUGGUGCGCUAAGCUUACCUUGCAUACAGAAUGUUCCCAAUAAUAUUCCCAAGCCCAGCCAGACAAGAAAAUUAAAUUCAGCUGAAUGUUCGCACCUCAAGGACAGGAUCAGCAGUUAGGUUUCCUCUGUUAGCUUUACAUACAGGAAAGAGGAUUUCUGCACAAAAUGUGUAGUUGGGGGUUGCCUUUGUUCUGUAUUGAAGCCAGAAGUGAGAGCUCUGAAGGAGAAAGUCAGAUAAAGGGAAUAAAGAAGAAAUAAAGAAGGACCACUGAGUGUGAAAGACUCAAAUAACAGAAAAAAUCGGUUUGUUUAAAGCAACGGUCAUUUGUAACCAGCAUUUCCUGCAGAGGUUUCUUUCAUUGCGUUACCUCCAUCUCUUUUUGCACCUCUUACUGGACGCAGUGUCUGACAUUAACUGAGUCAUAAUGUGCCGUAUCGCGGCUCUGCGUGGCUUUCCAUUUUAGAGCUGGAGCGGGAGAGAGGGAGGAGGCGAUGUUUACAGAGCGGGGCUCUCUGUGGAUCGCUAAUGGAUUUUGUCAGUGGGGGAUCUGUCAGUAAUCAUGCAUUUAUAAUGGGGGGGUCACUUGUUGGGGGGAGUUAUUGACAACAAAACACCUCAACAUGUCAAGUUUCAUGUUUGAAAAGGAUGUCAUGGGGAUCCGUUUGCACCGGAGAGGACAAGCUUGAUUUAGAAAAUUACUUGCACCUCAUCGUAAUACCUGUUUUGUAAACUGUUAGCAUUUGGCUGAUUAAAAAGUACCUGCUGUCCUCGUAUAAUUUGUCACAAUUAUCAUUUUUGUGUUGUGAUAAUUAAUGAUAUGUGGUUGCGAAAAGUAUUUCUUCUCUGGAGAAGAAACUCUACAAUUUAAAGUGCUCUCCUGCCUCUGGUGAGAUUCCUUUAAAUGUAAAAUGGAAAAUGUUUUUGUGUAGAGUAGAAUAUAAAACUGUGACCAGUUUAGCCUUAUUACUAUACUGUAAAUGGCCCAGAAUCUGCUAUUAGAAAUGUUUUUUAGCGGCAUAUUGGUGAUUUAAGUGUUAUAUGUUUGUUAUAGUCAAACAGCAAAGUUUUGCUCCGGUUGGUGUUUUGAGGAUAUUAUUCCUGGAGUUAAGAGUGAAGGGUUGAAAAUGUUUAUCCAUAUGAAGGUAUUACAUUUUGUAUUAUUUUCUGACAUUUCUUGGACAUGUUCUUGAUUGUGAAUGUUUGGUUUUCAAGAAAAAAAGAGGCUUAUUCUGCUUAUUCUGCUAAAGUUUGCAAAAAAUGCAUUGCUGACUGGUGCUUUGAGCUACCUCCUCAGGGCUGAUGUUGGCUUUCAGCUUUGGGGUCGCUGCAAGAGCGACCUCUUGAAACAUAUGCUCCCUGUCCUCUACUGCUCCAAUAUAACUAUGAGCAUGAGGUCAUCUCUAAUGGCAGCCAAGGUCAAAGGUUUCUGAGUGAGAAUGGAUUUUUCUCAGCUGUACAAACAGGAGAAUGCAUGAGCACACCGUGACAUAUUUAUUUAAAGUGCUUUGAAUUAUUAUUAUUAUUUUUUUUUAGCAGAUUGAGAUUUCAUAGACACUCCUGAGCUCAUUUAGUGGGAAUGUGACCAGCCUGAAAUAACAUGCUAAUUCAUGUUGGUCAAUGAACAGCUCCAACCUUUUCUUUUAUUAUACUAAUUCAUAACAAAUUAGUAUAAUCGAAAUAAUUUGAGCUGUUCUUCUGUAAGUUUCAGUCAAAUUUAAUUUAAUCGAUCAAUUAGAAUAUUGAAAUCUUUGACUUGAUCAGAAUCUCACGUAGAUUCAUUACCUCCUGAGUGAUAUGUUUCAGUCUUUUAAUUCUGCUCACCUUGAUAAUUAUGACUUACAUCACAAACAAUAAAAUACUCUACAAAACAAAUAAAAAUAAGAUUUUUAAUGCUAUCACAACAAUGCCCAUGUAUGUGCAGUAAACACUUGUUUGGGGCUCGUUUACCUGUUUUCAUACAUUAAAGGGGACAUAUACAAAAUUUUAAUUUGUACUUCCAUCUAUUACUUCUAAAAUUAGCCCAAGCACAUAAAAGCUUAAGCAAAUUUUUUGUAAUGCCAGUUUCCACAAUUGAAUGGAAAUGCAGGUAUUUACUGUCUCCUGGUAAGUGAACAGUGUUCCCUGUGAUUAUCUAGGCCCAUAAUAUCCCCAUAAUAUAACACUUUAGAGAUGUCAAACUCCAGGUAUUGAGGCCUGUGAAUUGUAACUUUAAGAUGUUGCAAUAUGCAAAUCAAAUAAUUCAAUUAUUGGUGGAACUCUGUACAACGUGAACCCAUGAUAAAGAUUUGAUUCAGGUGUCCCAGGCAGGGACACAUCUAAAAGUUACAGGAGACCAGCCAUCGAGGACCGGAGUUAGCUUCAAGCUAUAAUCAUUAAAAGAAAAAGUAAUAAAUGCUUGGAAUAUAUUACUCUUUGUGUAAUGAAUGUAUUCAUGAGUUUAAUACUUGAUAUUCUUGAAAUUUAAACUGUUGUGAAUCAAUGUCGGUGCUCCUGCUUUCUUCUUCUUUUGUGUUUGCUUUAAAAUCAGAAAAGUAUGACUUGAGCCCAUUUGGGUUGUUCUACCCAUGUAUUCCACAACAGAAUCAUAGUCUGGAGAGCAGAUUAGAUAUUUAGCUAAGCCAGAGUAACCUGACUGUUUUUUAUUCCGGCUCAACAGCAUGGACAACAGAAACUUUGACAGAGGACCUGACCCUGUUCCCGCUAGUUCUCUACCUGAGCCCUGCAGGGUACCAUCUCCUCAUUAAGCACUUACUAUUUAGGUUGCUGUGUAGUCUAACCUCCAGCAUGAAUAUGCUCAAGGGAGUGUGAGUAAUUGGGGGUUUUCUUCAAUUAUUUUUGCCUGCUGUUAAUGUUAACACAGACGGGGAGACAAAAAGCAAGGCAGAACCUGACAUUUAAUCAGCUAAACGAUGCUGAACCAUGUUAACUCUGCCGUGUGUGAAAAGGAGGGGACCUUUGACUAAUGUUAGACUCAAAUAUACAUCUGUGCUCCCCUCCAUUUAUAGUAUCUGUGAGAAAUAUACAGCUUGCUGUCUUAUAUCAGCAUAAAUGUCUCUGAGCCUGAGUAGUGGCGCUGGUGCAAUCGCUCUUGGUAAUACUAUAAAAAAAAACGCAAUGGUUCAUUUCCUGUGUGCUACAAUGAUGUGAAACGGACAAAGUAGAAGCGACAGAACAUAACACAAUAGGAUGCAGUUACUUUUUUUCCUGUGUUGUCACUUUGGCUUUGCUCACAGCCUCUGGAAAAUGUAUUGUUAGAUUUUCUUUCUCUCUGAUGUAUUUUUUUAACACCUGAGCUGCCAUCUUGAAUGUUAAGUAUCAUGUGCCGGUGUCAUUUGCAUUGAUGUAGAAAAAGUAUUCUCUAUCUUUCCUAUUCUGAGUAUGUCAACAUUCCUACUGUACCUGGCAUCUGUACAAUUUGUAUAUUAUAAAAUGAUUUAUAUUUAAUGUG